Talaromyces proteolyticus is the source of this 987-nucleotide messenger RNA. RefSeq names its product dehydrogenase with different specificitie. The coding region runs from base 1 to 987 and encodes 328 amino acids. The transcript has a single exon. NCBI's taxonomy places the organism in Eukaryota, Fungi, Ascomycota, Eurotiomycetes, Eurotiales, Trichocomaceae. The record is from RefSeq and is a predicted model, not a curated record.
AUGAAAUAUACCAAAGCAUACGCAUCACCCCAGGGCCCCGGUGACGCACGACCGACAGCCUUGCAGAUAGUCAAAGAUGAAAGCCGUGAAAACGACCUUGAGGGCAAAGUGAUCCUCAUCACUGGCUGUUCAUCCGGGCUAGGAAUUGAGACCGCUCGAGCUCUGUUUCGCACUGGAGCAACGCUUUACUUGACUGCUCGUGACCUUGAAAAGGCCAAGGUUGCUUUAAAAGAUCUCAUUGAUAGUCCUCGGGUGCAUCUUCUGCAUCUAGAUUUGAACUCGCUUGAUAGUGUCCGCGCAUGUGCUGAACAAAUAAAGUCUAAAACAAGAAACCUGAAUAUUCUCAUUGAGAAUGCUGGGGUAAUGGCUUGUCCUGAAGGCCAAACUGCCGACGGAUUCGAGAUCCAAUUUGGCACAAACCAUGUGGCCCAUUUUCUAUUAUUUUACUUGCUCAAACCUCUUUUACUUUCUUCAUCGAUAUCUAGUUUCCAUUCUCGGGUCGUCAUUGUUUCAUCUAGCGCUCAUCGCGUCACCCCGGUUCACUUUGAUAACCUCAGCUUGCAAGGCGAAUAUGAGCCUUGGAAAGCCUACGGCCAGAGUAAGACCGCCAAUUUAUGGAGCGCCAAUCAGAUUGAAAGACUUUACGGAUCUAAAGGUCUCCACGCUUUCAGUUUGCAUCCAGGUGCAAUUGCAACUGGACUUCUUCGGCACGUCUCUGACCAACAAAAGGAGGAGUGGAACACGGAUGCCUACAUCCAAAAAUACUGGAAAAGUCCGGAGCAGGGUGCAGCAACUACCGUCUGGGCCGCUGUAUCUCGGGAGCUUGAAGGAAUUGGAGGGAAGUAUUUGGAUGACUGUCAAAUCGCAUCACCUGCAGACCCCACAAAGCGGCAUGGACCCGGUUAUGCUCCGUGGGCAUACGAUCCAGAUGGGGAGGCAAAGCUAUGGGAGGAGACUUUGAGAUUGCUCAAAUUGAAUGACGAGUAA